AUGGACGCGCACGGUGAUGGACACCCGACGGCUGGUGCGGUUGAGCACGGUGUGACAGGGUCAAUUGACGGUGAUUUCGGUACUAGAGAUGCGACGCACUACACGCCGGGGAAAACCAACACCCUCAACCAACACUGGAAACCCAACGUGGACACUACAAUCAUACCUGUACACGGGCAGUGUUUUAAAUCAGUAUACGAAGGGGUUGAAUUCUACAAGAUCUACGGGCGAGCUAGUGGUUUUGACGUCAGGCACAGCAGUGUUAAGCGAGAUCGUAGCGGGGAUGUUAUCCGACGUUCUUUAGUAUGCAGCAGACAAGGAGCCAAAGGAGGAGGUGGGAGGAAACCCACGUUAGACGUCCGUGGUACUAGUAGUAGCAAUAAGCAACGACGGAGAAGGGUUUCUAACAGAGUCGGGUGCAAUGCAAAGCUUGGGUUGAAGAAAAAGAGUACUGGGGAGUUUGUGGUGUCUAAAUUUGUCGAGGACCACAACCAUAGUUUAUGCUCUGAGGGUGCUAAAUUAUUUAUGCGGGGUAACCGGAAACUUAAUGUAGCCCAACAGGCAUUUUUAGCAGAUUGUCUUAAAGUUAAUGUGGGCCCUUCUACAGGGUACAGAUUAUGCAGGGAAGUAGCAGGUUCGUUUGAGAACGUUGGUGCAACAUAUGUGGAAUUUCAUAAUUUUAAACGGGACUUGUACAACUUGGUGUUCGUCCCAUUUACUGGAGUAGACAACCACAAACGAUGCAUCACUUUUGCCGUCGGGUUGCUCAGUAAAGAGGAUGUGGAAUCGUAUAGUUGGCUGUUAGAAAGAUUCAACCUUGCAAUGGGAAAGGCCCCUCUAUGUGCUGUCACCGAUCAGGACCCUGCUAUGAAGAUUGCUAUGGAGCAGGUUUUACCAGGGUGCCGGCAUCGUUUUUGCAUGUGGCACAUUAUGACGAAGGUUAGUGAAAAAGUCGGUCCUGAGUUAUCAAACAAUGAGGAGUUUCGCAAGAGUUUGAAUGAUAUUGUGUGGAACAAAACAGCCUCUACCGGUGACUACGAAGUGCAAUGGCAGCUGCUGAUGGAGAAAUACAACUUAUCUGAUCACCGGUGGUUUCAAAAAUUGUAUGCAGAAAGGAAUCAUUGGAUUCCAGCUUUUUUUUUAGAUUUACCAAUGAGUGGGUUGGUACGCACCACAUCCCGGUCCGAAGCACAGAACAGUGUUUAUGGGAAGUUCACAUGCCUCCACUCCAGUUUGGUAGAGUUCUACAUGCAGACCGAGAGCGUCCUUGACACACAACGCCACAAUCAAGCUAAACUGGAUGCACAGUGCGAGGGGUCCUUGCCCGAGUUUAAAACUCCCUUGGCGUUAGAGCGGCACGCUGCAGAUUUGUUCAGACUAACUAUUUUUUAUGCUUUGCAGAAAGAGAUUGAAGCUGCCUGCUUUUAUUGCGAAGUUGUGGGCAUCCGUGAAGAUGGGGGAACCAUUUAUUACAACAUCGGAGGAGAUUGCACCACCACGCACACUGUACAAUACAAACCGAGCGGGUGUAUUGCUUUUUGCAGCUGCAAGAUGUUCCAACGACUGGGUCUAAUUUGCAGACAUAUGUUCCUAGUGUUCAAGUCUGCACAUAUAGAGCAAUUACCAUCCCAGUACGUUGUGGAACGUUGGCGCAAGCACCUAGGUUGCGGUGCAUGCAGAGGGUGGCGUUCUGAUGGUGACCCCCCAAAAUCAGGUGCCUCAGAACUGUGGUCUGAGAUACAAACAUGUGUUGGGAUGGUUGGUGAGAGCAUGGUCCGUCAGGCACGGAUGGUAGAGGUACUGAAAGAGUUGAGAGAUGAAUUCGCGAGUGACGGCACGAUCAUUUGCGAAGCAAAGGGCAACAGAGCCGCGAUCGAGGCAUUAUGUGGGGUCAAGCCACCCCCAUGUAUAACCAUUAAACCCCCGGCACAAGCUAAGAACAAAGGGAGUGGGAAGCGUAUUAAGAGCACCCGGGAGAUAGCCAUAGAGAAUAGCGGCAAAGCCGGUCGAAAGUGUGGGGUGUGCGGUGAAUACGCCCGUCACAACGCACGUAGUUGUCCUUCCAAGCAACGGGCAGUUUAG
Molecule: messenger RNA, 2082 nt
Organism: Ipomoea nil (Japanese morning glory)
Lineage: Eukaryota; Viridiplantae; Streptophyta; Magnoliopsida; Solanales; Convolvulaceae
Product: protein FAR1-RELATED SEQUENCE 5-like
Exons: 3
Coding region: 1-2082 (693 amino acids)
Biological process (GO): regulation of DNA-templated transcription
Molecular function (GO): zinc ion binding
Source: RefSeq, a predicted model, not a curated record